Messenger RNA from Oppia nitens, 850 nucleotides. RefSeq names its product ras-related protein Rab-21-like. NCBI's taxonomy places the organism in Eukaryota, Metazoa, Arthropoda, Arachnida, Sarcoptiformes, Oppiidae. Bases 164 to 850 code for a protein of 228 amino acids. Gene Ontology annotation, molecular function: GTPase activity; GTP binding. The record is from RefSeq and is a predicted model, not a curated record. The transcript has 5 exons.
UAUUGACAAUGCAUUCAAACAGUAAUGUAUUGACGUAUAGUAUGAGUGUAUGUAUUGUGUCAUUGAUUGGUUGAGCCAUCAAUACAUGAAAACAUUGGUUCAAUUGAAACAUUGAUUGAUUGACUGAUCAAUUGGUUAUCAAUUGAAUUGUUGGUCACUGAAGAUGACGACAAACGCCAACCAUUUAAGUCAACAACAGUUCAAAAUUGUUUUGUUAGGCGAGGGAUGUGUGGGAAAGACAUCACUAAUGUUGAGAUACUGUCACAACAAAUUCAAUGAAGCACAUGAGUCCACACUUCAGGCAUCGUUUUUGACCAAAAAGUUUUUGUUAAACGAAACGAGAAUACAACUGUUCAUUUGGGACACCGCCGGUCAGGAGAGGUUUCACGCGUUGGGACCCAUCUAUUAUCGGGACUCAAACGGAGCACUACUUGUCUAUGACGUGACUGACUCGGACUCUCUGUCUAAAGUCAAGUCGUGGGUCAAAGAGUUACGUAAAAUCCGUGGCAAUAAUGUUGUGCUGACAAUAGUCGGCAAUAAGAUUGACUUACUAUCACUUGAACAGCAAAACAACUUUGCAAACAAUGAACUGAUAGCCGAAGCAAUGAAAUACAGUCAAUCAGUAAACGCCACGCAUUACUGUACGUCCGCUAAAAAAAACCGUGGAAUCGAUGACCUCUUUCUUGAUUUAACUAAAAAAAUGAUGGCUAAAAGUCAGUCAUCUCAAGAACAAACACAAUUUAAAAGCCGCUCAACAAUGUCUGGAUCGGGUCAAAGAGGUCUAGUAAUAGCUGACGAACCGACUAAUAAUGAGGACAGUUGUGAAAACAGACGGAAUAAGUGUUGCUAA